Messenger RNA from Solanum stenotomum, 1251 nucleotides. Its product is annotated as histone-lysine N-methyltransferase ASHH1-like. The coding region runs from base 1 to 1251 and encodes 416 amino acids. Lineage: Eukaryota; Viridiplantae; Streptophyta; Magnoliopsida; Solanales; Solanaceae. Gene Ontology annotation, biological process: regulation of DNA-templated transcription. The transcript is spliced from 11 exons. The record is from RefSeq and is a predicted model, not a curated record. Gene Ontology annotation, cellular component: nucleus; chromatin. Gene Ontology annotation, molecular function: protein binding; histone H3K36 methyltransferase activity.
AUGAGGAGGGAUGUGCCUAUCUCCGAGAACCAAUUUGGAUUCAGGUCAGGGCGGUCAACUACAAAAGUCAUCCAUCUUAUAAGGAGAUUGUUGGAGCUGUAUAGGGAUAGGAAGAGCGACCUAAACGUUGUGUUUAUUGACCUAGAAAAGGCAUGCGAUAAAGAUCCUAAGGAGGUUCUAUGGAGGUGUUUGGAGUCUAGAGGUGUAUGUGUGGCUUACAUUAGAGUAAUUAAGGACAUGCACGAUGGAGAAAAGAGACAGUCUUGUUCUGUUCUGUUUUACUGUACCAACAUUGCUGUUUUUCUGCUCUGUUUUGCUGAUUAUUUUUCUUUAACACAAUUAAAAAUGGCUGACCCCGGUUGGAAUUGUCAAUUGUUAUUGGACAGAUUUGAAAAAGAAGACAGGAGAAACAAAUUUCAGGUCCAACUGCCCGAAGGAGUAACACCAUUUAUGCAUAUUACUCAAAAUGAAUUUAUAUGUCGAAAGCAUAAGAAACCGAGAGAAGAGGAUAUUGCUAUAUGUGAAUGCAAGUAUGAUGCAAGUGAUCCUAAUAGUGCAUGUGUAGGAAGAUGUUUGAAUUUAUUAACAAACAUUGAAUGUACAGCGGGAUACUGUCCGUGUGGUGACACUUGCAGAAAUCAGAGAUUCCAGAAAUGUGAAUAUGCAAAAACUAAGUUGUUCAGGACUGAAGGGCGUGGUUGGGGUCUUUUAGCUGAUGAGAAUAUAAAGGCUGGACAGUUCAUCAUUGAAUGCUGUGGAGAAGUGAUAUCAUUUGAAGAAGUAAAGAAAAGAUCUCAGGCUUAUGAAUCUCAUGACCUCAAGGACGUGUACAUAAUUUCUGUGGAUGGUAAUGAUUUCAUUGACUCCACCCGGAAGGGAAGUUUUGCAAGAUUCAUAAAUCAUUCAUGCAGUCCAAAUUGUGAAACAAGUAAAUGGAUAGUGUCGGGGGAAACAAGGGUAGGUAUAUUUGCGAAGCAAGAUAUAUCUGUUGGAAUGGAGCUGACAUACGAAUAUAAUUUUGAGUGGUACUACGGGGGUGCAAAUGUUCGUUGUCUGUGUGGAGCUGCAAACUGUUCCUUAUUUUUGGGUGCCAAGUGUCGACGAUUCCGGGAGUACAACCAUGUCUGGGAAGAUGGGGAUGACAGGUAUUUUGUAAAAAAGUUACUAAUGGCGGAAUCUUUCGUCACAAACAACACCUUAUUGGUACUUGCAGGGACGUCUCACGGUGUGAACAAUGCCCGGAUGUUGUAA